Molecule: messenger RNA, 1271 nt
Organism: Tricharina praecox
Lineage: Eukaryota; Fungi; Ascomycota; Pezizomycetes; Pezizales; Pyronemataceae
Exons: 5
Coding region: 97-1053 (318 amino acids)
Source: RefSeq, a predicted model, not a curated record
AAACUGUUCCGCGAACGUCAUAUUUUCUCUUAUCCUCCCAACAACGCCCCCCCAGGGUACUUAUAAGUCGACACCCUCCGUUCACUAUUUGCAUCUAUGGGACUUUUCGGACGAUCAAAAAACAGCAAGGAACGAAAGGAAGCGCGCAAAACACUGAAGCACUUCGAGAAAUCACGAGCCUCAAAAAUGACCUCUACAUCGGACCCGUCGAAAGCCAUUCACGAGCUGCAACCUUGGCAGGUCAAUCAAGAAAAACCACAGCAAGGACUCUCGUCGCUCUCGCACAAAGAUGUCUGGGGACGCGAAAUCGCCGAGCCAGAUCUCACAAACCCCACGAGAAGUAGAUGGGAACGUCCGCUGGACACGAUCAGAUCCUUCCAGGAGGCGGUCGAUAGAGGUUAUAGGCGCUCUUACUACGGUGCUGAGGAUUUGCCGCUGGCUUCGAGUCCUCCGUCGCAGGCCGGACGCAGUGUGCGAAACGACCACCAUAGGAACGGAGGAGGCGGAGGCGGACAUUACGAUCACCCACACAUGCCCAAUCGCAUGGGAGGCUCCGGCACACCUAUGACAAACAACUCCCACGAGGAAUUGGCCUCCUUCGGUGCGAUGUCGGGUCGAGUCGCUCUCAACGAUAACCUCGUCGCGGGCAGCUCGGCAAUGCCGGGGCACAACCGGGCACGAGGACAUUCUGGCGGCUCGGGCAAUGGAGGAUACGCCGACACCGGAUACGGCGAGUCGGUAAAUCACCCCUCACGAGGAGGUUCGGCAGGGAACGCAGAAGCGCCCUGGAGAGACAACGAAAAUUCAUGGGGACCUACGAACGGGAACGCAUACCCUGUCUCUCCCGGCGGAGCUUCGAACCACGGCGGCAAUCCCUACACAGGCCAGUCCUCGAAUCUACCGCCCCAGCAGCAGCAACAGCAACAACACGCACCACAGCCCCCAGCUGUGAGGCCUGUGAUCAGGAUGUCGGCUUCGAAUCCACCACCACCGCCCGCGGAAGAGGACAAAAAACGAAAGAGCUGGCUCGGGAAACGCUUCAGCAAAAAAUAGACGGGAUAUCAUCUUCUUUUUGUUCAUCGUCCACGGCAACCGGGAGUGGGGGUGACUUUGCGGUAAUCAGGGGCACAUAUUUGGAGAUUUCAUAGAUUUCUGGGAACCUCUACUGGUUUUUUUUCCUCUUUUUUCCUUUUUUUGUUGUUGCACAUCGCCGAUACCAACAUCGAUCCGGUCUGUCGGAGCAUUUACCUACGUCAGAUCUGUUUCUACCU